AAUUAGCACUAUUCAAAUCAGCUGCUGGUUUUCUGCAGCAAAAGAUUUACAAGAUUUCUGAUUUUCCGUUUUCUGACUUCUACCACCCGUGAUUAAUAUGCCAAACCGAUUUUGGAAGGUCUUAAAGGAAUGUUCUUUACCGAAGGAUCUGGAUUAUCCUGCCUGGCAUGCCGUUCAUCAGCAUCCCGUUGUACGGCAGUACUCGCAGUUAUGCUCACCUUGCAUGGACAACGCUUCAACGAAGACGAACGAUUCCGAAGUCGAUAUUAUCCUUCACGAAGUUCUAGCGGAUUAUAGUGCAAAUCACAUCAUUCCCAGAAUUCUUUUGGAAUCGCAUAUUUCGGAAAUGGAAGCAUUUUUGGAGUGUGUUUUGGAAUGGGAUACGUGUGACCACGCUUCCGAAAAACUGAAAAGCGUGUUCCGUGUUGCUGUUGCAAAUUGCCUGCAAGUACUCAAGCAGAACCUGGAAACUAUGAAAGAUCCAACAUUGCCUUCGGCAGCAUUUAAACGGAGUAUCGAUAAGUCAAAAACCGAACUGGCAUUUAUCCCAACUAAUUUGCAUUUACAGUCGUUUAUGGUCUCUCAAUCCUCCCAGACAAGUGAGGAAAGAAAAGAGAUUUGUUUGGCCCGCCACGAUGUUGUCACAGUUGGAGCGUUUACGGUUCAGUUUCUUAUGCACGAUCUGCAUGGGCUGUGCGCCUUGUGGUCACGUUUUACCCCGAUGCAGUCUGGGUCUUGUUGUGCAUCAAAUAGUGAAGCUGUUCCAGAGGAUCGUAGUCUACAUUGUGACCCAGCCUGUUUGAAUUACCCGCCAGCAUUAUCUCUUCUACGAACCGCGAUUCGUCUGGCUCAUCGGAUUAGAUGUUCUCAUAUGAUGUCGCAAUCGGAAGAACCAGCCGACAUGAAUUACUUGGCCUGGGAAAUUGAGCGUCUGCGUCAUUUUUGGAUUGAAUUAGGGUCUCAGACAGUUCCUGAUGACUUGGGUGGCUGGGAAAUGCUUCAUUGUCCUUCUUUGACAGUAGCCGGUUUAUAUCGCACAUUGGGAGACGUCGUGGUAUCUGCGUACAUUGAUCUGGACAUUACUCAUGCAUUACAGUUAGUUCUUCGGGAACACUGUGUAUAUUCCCAGUUGUUAACCGCUGUUGUGUCGGGCAUCUUGUCCAAGAUAUGCGUGAAUCACCUAGAUUUUUCACGAGAAUUCGGAUUUUCUGGCGGUGUAUGGAACAUUCUGUUGUACUUUGAAUCGUUGUUGUCUUGUUGGGACGAUGAAAAAAUCAUGGUGGAAGACGUUAUCGGCGCAAUCGUAUUGCUUAGCAAAACGGAGUUCGUGAUUCCGAUAUCCAGUUCGGAAGGGAUCUUGAGAUUGGACCAAAUACAAAUGCUGAAUGAAAGGAAGAACGAUAACCUGGACUUCGUGUACUCCAGAAUCAUGUUGCCAUCUCUUCCUCAAAGCAGAUUAAGGAAACCGGUUUCUGAAAACACCAUAGUUGUACGGCCGUACCCAGUUUUUCUCAACGUAGGAAUCAACGAAAAAGCAACGAUAGCAGAAAACAUGGAAUGUGCGAUUGGCCUUCAAAAACUCAACAAUCGAUUUUAUUCUCAAAAGUUGUUGGACUACAUUGCAACUUACUCCCGCGCAGAAUUAACGGAACCGGAAAUCAGCCAGUUUACAACAGCUGUGCGAUCAGAAGCUCCGAAAAAUACGACUUUAUUGCAAAGUGCAGAAAAACUUGUACGCCAUUUAGGUGGCAUCCGAUUUACAAUGUGUAAAAGCGCAAAAGAUAGAACAGCUAUGGCCGUUACACUGGAAGAGCUAACGGUGGUCACUCAGUACGCAUCGCUCACUCCGGAUUCUCAAACUGAACUCCUGGAGGAAAUGAGAAAAAACGGGACUAGACGGGAAAAUACCAUACAGAAUAUUGGCUAUCCAAAGUAUGCAUUUACAGAUGAUCAGAUGGAACACUUUCCUCCUGAUUACCGAGCACCCGCUGGAACUUUCGGCAAAGCGGAAACGUAGAUAUAAACUGUAAAGGAAGGUGGUUAACAAUUAGUGACUGUCCUCUUUCGUCCCAGCUUGUGCUUUUUUCUAGUCUUUCUGCGCUAACCGAUCCGCUGUUCUGUCUUUCGGAGUUUAUCACAGAUCCACUAUUCAUAGUUAACAGCACGGAAACGUUCUGAAAACAUCGUUCAACCGUAAUACAGAAAACCAGAUGCAAAUAAAGAAAAAUUACC
Molecule: messenger RNA, 2232 nt
Organism: Paramacrobiotus metropolitanus
Lineage: Eukaryota; Metazoa; Tardigrada; Eutardigrada; Parachela; Macrobiotidae
Exons: 11
Coding region: 98-2017 (639 amino acids)
Cellular component (GO): cytoplasm
Molecular function (GO): phosphatidylinositol-3,4-bisphosphate 4-phosphatase activity
Source: RefSeq, a predicted model, not a curated record